GAUCUAGUCUAUUGGCAGACAUUCAUAGUAUCCGGAAUACAGCGCGCGCUGUCAUAUCGCAGCUACCAGUUGGAGGAACUGGAGCUGAGAUUGGUGGGAAAGGAAGAAAAGUUACAAACAUGGCAGGAUUUUCGUCAACUUCUCGUCUUUUACAGCGUAGACAGCUGUCAAACAUUUUGAAUUUGAUCAAGAAACAGAGUAACUUUGCUGCUGUUCGAGUGUCAACGCCUAAAGUUUUGGCAACGUUACAUGGAAAAUCGUCAUGUUCGAAAGCCCAAGGCCAGAAAGAUUUCCGUCGCCAUGACAGUAACUGUGUAAAGAGGACAGAUCUAAACUUUGAUGACAUCCUGACACUCCUGGGAACCGGGAAUUUACAGCUAAUUGAUGUUCGGGAACCCAACGAGCUUGUCCAGCAGGGCGAGUUUCCUUCAGCUCUUAAUAUACCACUCAGUUGUCUGAAAGAAAGUCUAUUGUUAAAGGACGACCGCUUCACAGAACUGUUCAACACGCCUAAACCCAGGCCACACGACGAAGAUAUUGUCUUUGUUGGCUUCGGACCAAUCAAAAGCAACACAGCUCUGGAAAUAGCACAUAAAAUGGGAUUCAAAAAAGCUAGACAGUAUGCAGGAGGGUUUAAAGAAUGGAUGGAGAAGAAAGAAGAAAGUCAGAUAUGAUGUAAAGUUGGGUACAAAGACUGGGAGGCUCCUUAUGUGAUCACCUGAUAGGAUGUGUUUGGUUAUAGCUUGAAGACCAUCUGGAUAAGGAUGUGUUUGGUUAUAGCUUGAAGACCGUCUGGAUAAACUUGAUUAUCAAAGAAAAAAUGUUAAUGUCAGAAAUUUCCUAAUUGUAUGCAUCCAGGAAACAAAUCUUACAGAUUUUUUUCUUUAUUUUCAAAUUCAUGUACAUGUAUACCAGCGGUAACCUUGAUCAAAUGUAUGUUGAUUCUAGUAUGAACAUAGGCCUACCCAGGCUUUGAUGGUCCAAUCGAAAUCUCCAACAAACAAUGCCUAGAGAAUCGGGGUGUAUUAUUGUCUCUGGUAGUAAGCACAAUUCACCAUUACCAUGAUGUCUGCACAGACAAUAGUUUUAGCUUUCUAUCUUCAUUCAUUGCCUUUUGUGCCCAUAAAUUGAGGGCAAAGUUGUCAUUUUGUCUUUUUUUUUUUUUGAAAUGUAAUAAUUUAAUAUUUUGAUUUUUGAAUGUGACGAAAUCACAUACCUUGCAUACAUUAUGUUCUGCUACAUUGCUUUGUAGUUGCGGUUCCAGGUCAGCAGGAUUUUUUAGCCAGUUAUACAUUUUUCUCAUAAUAGACUUUGUACUGCCUAAGCUCUGAUAUUAAACGUAGUUAUUCUGGAUUACUCAGGAAACCUGUGAUAUGUGAAAUACUUCAGUGAUUAAAAAAAAAUGGAAAGGUAAACAUUUUAUUUAAGGAAGUUUCAUUGAUGAAUUUACUUUGAAUCUACAGUAUAUAUUUCAUGUUCUUUUUCUUUCUUUUCGAAAAGGACAUAAAUAUGUGGAUAUUUUUUCAUCAGACACAUGAAUUUGACAGUUCUCUUUCAGAAGCUGUUAACCAUUCCCUUGGAAAUGAAUCUUCAGAAUGCUUUCAAUUUUUUCUGAUUAUUUACUUGAAGAUAUGAAGAGUUAUCUCCCUUGUACUAUCUUUUUGAGGCUCUUCCAGAUGUAUUGUGUGUAGGGUGUAAGAUAAUUAAUUACAUAGGCCAAUUGUUGGUAGGAAUGACAAAAGCAGUCACUCGAACCACAAGGUAUUUGAUUCUGGAAUAGCCAGAAACAGAGAUACCACAGGUCUCUUCCAGAACAAACGUGUCAAACAUUUACAUAAUCAUUCCGAGAAACUAUCAUAUCACUGUCUAAAUCAUGUUUUUAUUUCUGCCUAUCUUAUUCUCUGUUUUUUCCAUAACUGAUAUUAACUGAUAUUCAGUGUCAACGUUUCCUUCAGGUUUUACGAUUUGUGCAAUUUUCCUCUUGAUGUUGCAUAUGAUGGCAAUUUUGAUUGAGCCAAAGAAUAAUAUUGUUUUGAUGUAUCCAGAAGAUGUGUAAUAAUUCUUGUAUGGCUUGACCAAUCAGGUCCGGCUUGACCGUUAUGUUACAGCUUGACCGUCCUGGUCAAUUUGACCGUUCUUGUAAAUCUUGACCAUUGUGGCACAGCUAGAUUCUGAUGUAUCAAUUUGUAGAGGUUUUACAUUAGAGAUUUAUUAAGUACUUGUAUCUAUCAAUGCAGUGUUUAAGAGUGAGUCUGUAAAGUUUUGUCCAGUACUGGGAAUUAACUUUUGCAGUAAUCAGAAUAACCAUUGUUUACACAUAUCUAUUGUACAUUGUAUUCCCUAUUUAGAGUGCACUGUAUUCCAUGAUCUCUGUUGAUUUUUUGUUCCACCAUUUUUAGUCUCAUUAGAAUAGAUAAUCAUUUCCAAGUUUUACUGUUUUAUAAGUAAAUCCAUGGUCAGUAUUACCAACCUGUCAUCAAUUGUCCCUGGUUCGAUGUAGUCCUACAUAAUAGUAGAGACAUACUGUUGAUUACUUUGGCUACACUAUUUACCAGCUUGUUAUAUCAUUUAUGUCUCCCCUGAUGCCAUUUUGUUUUGGCUUCAAAUAGUGCUAGAAUUUGUCACAAGUAGAAUUUAUACAUAGCAUGCCAUAUGAUAUUGAAUGUUUUGUUCAGAAAAUGGGACCAAAGUGGAUUUUAUAGAAAAGUGUCCUGUUUGAUUCAUGAAAGUACUACAAUGUAUUUAUGCAGCAAUAAGCCAAUGUCUCUGUUGGGUAGAAAAGCUACCAAAUGCUGUUUUAUCCUGAAAUAAGUCUACACCCCACUUUGAAUACAAUUUUAUGUGUUGGUCGUCUGGGGUUAUUACAGGCUAAAUACAGUUUUAUUUACUUUCUCCAUCAAAGAGGGAAAAUAUUGAUUUUUAGGUUCCCUUGGAUAUUUCUUUCUGUUGGUAAACAGGGGAACCAAGUAAUUAUGGAUUUUGUUGAGAAGUUCACAGUUUUUCAUUCUGAUCUAUCAGAGUUACUUCCCUUCGUUUCACUAUGUCAGUACAUGGUGUAGCAAUAGUUUGACAGCCGAUGUGGGCCGAGAAUGGCAGUGUUUAUGCCUGGUUAGACUUACAAGUUUGAAAGACGUUUUUAUAAGAUGAAGCAUUGGUGCCUGGUGAUCAUCAGAGAUGUUUACCAUACGAUUUAUGGAGAUUUGAUGCCAGAAAUAUUUGUUCCAUGUGCCUAUGUCCCUAAUGUAAUAUAUUUUAAUGUGUAACAGGUAAAAAAUGUUUCUUCGUCCAUAUAUGUUGGGAGAUUGAGGGCCUAAAACUGGUUGAUAGAAAUUCUUCUGUCUAAUAUGUAAUAUUUUUGUCUGCCAUAUUGUAUUUAUUGUCUUGUCAUGAAUACCCAGUUAAACUGCCAGGGCUGAAACAGUUGUCUCCUUAAAUCAAACCUCAUUCAAUUUGUAUUACUGUUAUUGUUUAUAUCUUAACUUCUUACUUUGUAACAGAAAAUAUCUUGUUAAGUCCGUAUUUAAUUCCCUAAUGUGUAUGUGUGUUGUAUGUUGACAUGUUGGAGGAUCACCAUAUCUACAGUAUACAGUACUCUGUAAUCUAACCAAAUGUACUCAAUGUAAACAAGCAUUAUUAUCAUUGAUAUAUUCAAAUGUGAAUUAUGUAUUUCCAAAUAAAUUUGUUAAUGGUGAAAUUAUU
Molecule: messenger RNA, 3699 nt
Organism: Pecten maximus
Lineage: Eukaryota; Metazoa; Mollusca; Bivalvia; Pectinida; Pectinidae
Product: thiosulfate:glutathione sulfurtransferase-like
Exons: 4
Coding region: 120-674 (184 amino acids)
Cellular component (GO): mitochondrion
Molecular function (GO): thiosulfate-cyanide sulfurtransferase activity
Source: RefSeq, a predicted model, not a curated record